CAGCCGUGAGCGCGCUCGCCUGCCCGCCGCCCGCCCGCCGCCGCCGCCGCCGCCGCCGCCAUGCCCAACUUCGCCGGCACCUGGAAGAUGCGCAGCAGCGAGAACUUCGACGAGCUGCUCAAGGCGCUGGGUGUGAACGCCAUGCUGAGGAAGGUGGCUGUGGCUGCUGCGUCCAAGCCGCACGUGGAGAUCCGCCAGGACGGGGAUCAGUUCUACAUCAAGACGUCCACCACGGUGCGCACCACCGAGAUCAACUUCAAGGUCGGAGAAGGCUUUGAGGAGGAGACUGUGGACGGACGCAAGUGUCGGAGUUUAGCCACUUGGGAGAAUGAGAACAAGAUUCAUUGCACACAAACUCUCCUGGAGGGGGAUGGCCCCAAAACGUACUGGACACGUGAGCUGGCCAAUGACGAGCUCAUCCUGACAUUUGGUGCUGAUGAUGUGGUGUGCACGAGAAUUUAUGUCCGGGAGUGAAGGCAGCCAGCUUGCUCCUGCUUUGGGGGUGGGAUGCAUGUUCCCCCAAGGAAUGUUGCAGGUCUGAGCUGCCAGUGGAUCCUCCUCUUCCCCAUAUCAACAUUAGGUGAUCUCGUUUUCCCCAUGACAGUGUUAGAGUGUCUCCCCCAAGGCCUUGUGCCUCCUCGUCCCUGGUUCCAUAGUUUAGCAUCUGCAUUGUUUCAUCAGGUAUUAAACUGGUUGGACACAUCUCAA
Molecule: messenger RNA, 708 nt
Organism: Manis javanica (Malayan pangolin)
Lineage: Eukaryota; Metazoa; Chordata; Mammalia; Pholidota; Manidae
Gene: CRABP1
Product: cellular retinoic acid binding protein 1
Molecular function (GO): lipid binding
Source: RefSeq, a predicted model, not a curated record